Messenger RNA from Saprolegnia parasitica CBS 223.65, 1116 nucleotides. RefSeq lists its product as hypothetical. The record is from RefSeq and is a predicted model, not a curated record. The transcript is spliced from 2 exons. Lineage: Eukaryota; Oomycota; Saprolegniomycetes; Saprolegniales; Saprolegniaceae. Bases 1 to 1038 code for a protein of 345 amino acids.
AUGGACGUUCGGGCUGGCGUCGCCGUCGGCGGCCUCCUCGUCGCGCUUCUCUGGCAGCGCCAGCGUCUCUGCGCCGCCGCCGUCCACUCGCACGUCUACGUGAGGCUGCGCGCGCGGGCCAUGGCGUGGCUUGUCGCGAUCUCGGGGUCGUCGUCGACGCUGACGCGGCUGGCGCCCGUCGAGCAGCUGGCGCCCAACGUGCUUCGCGUGCUCGGCCUCAACCCCGGGCGCAUGACGCUCCAGGGCACCAACACGUACGUCGUCGGUACCGGCGCGCGCGCAUCCUCAUCGACACGGGCGACGGGUCGCAUGCCGCAUGGCGUCGAGACGCUCUCGGACAUUGUGCUGACGCACGCUCACUUUGACCAUAUCGGCGGUCUCUGGCAGCUCCAGGCGCGCUUCCCGGACGCAAAAGUCUGGAAGAUGCUGACAUACGCGCCGUCGGCCUGCGAGUGCUCGGCGCAUGUGUCCAACGCGUAUGCCAUUGACGGCCUCCAGAUCUUCGACCUCGCAACGCUCCUCGCCAAUGACGAGGUGCUCACGACGGACGGCGCGGUGCUGCGACCGGUGUACACGCCGGGCCACACCAACGACCACGUGUGCUUUCUCCUCGACGACGACAAUGCGAUCUUUACCGGCGACUGCGUCUUGGGCGAAGGCACGUGUACCUUCCAGUCGCUCUCCGAGUACAUGGCUUCGCUCCGCGCCUUGCGCGCGUGCAACCCCACGCGGCUGUACCCCGGCCAUGGCCCGGUCGUCGAGAAGGCCGUCGACACCAUCGACAUGUACUUGAGCCACCGCCAGAAGCGCGAAGAUGAGAUCCUCGCCGUGCUCACGUCCAAGGGGCCAGUCGACGUAUCGACGAUUGUGGCGGCCAUGUACCCGUCGCUGCCAUACUUUUUAUCCUUGGCGGCUGCCCGCAACGUCCGGAUGCACCUGCGCAAACUGCUCGACGACGGCCAGGUCCGUGAGGUGCCAUCGACCUCGUGGUUGUCCCGGACGCCGCGGUAUGCGAUGGCGACCGUUCCGAACGAGUGAGUCGAUGUUGUCCUAAGCUGCUGGAGUGCGUGCAUACCAAGUCGAAAUAUAGCCAAGUUGUUUUGUGUCAUACUAGAA